AUGAAUACGCCACCGCCCCCUUUGCCUGUCGGCUGGACAGAGCAUGUCGCUCCGACGGGACACCCGUACUGGUACAAUGCUCAGACUGGCCAGUCCACGUAUAUUCGCCCGCUACCCACGUUCACGAACCCGGCGCAGUCUCAGGUAGCGAAGGCGGCUGCGAAGGAGAAAGCUGUGGACAAGACGCCCAUAGGCGACACACCCUGGACGCGCGUCCGGACGAAUCUCGGCCAUACGUUCUACACGCACAAGACGGAGAAGCGCAGCGUGUGGACCGUGCCAGACGAGAUCAAAGACGCCGUCGCUGGGCUGGAGCAGCGGGAGCGGGAGCAGGCGACCGCGGAGCACUCGGGGGAAGCCGAGAAGGCUGUGGCGCGCCAACGGGAGGUCGAGCGGAUCAAGGGCGAGCUCAAGGGCACCGUCAAGCGCAAGGCGCCCGAGGCAGUCCCGGUCGACGAGCUCGUGGUGACGAAAAAGGCAAGAGUGGAAGCGGAGGAGGAGAGCGAGGAGGAGAGCGAGGAGGAAGAAUGGCAGCGCGAGGCAGCCGCCCAGCUCGCGGCCGAGGCAGAGGACGAGCGCAGGGCACGCGACGAGCAGGCCAAGCGCGCGAAGGAGGCAGAGCAGGCACAGGCUGCUGCAAUCGCAAACGACGCCAAGGGCUUGGUCAUGCCCGAGCACGUAGAGAUCUCCAUCGACGAGGGCAAGGCGUUGUUCAAGACCCUCCUCCGCGAGAAGGACAUCAACCCUCUGCAUCCUUGGGAUACCGCCCUUCCACUCUUCAUAUCCGAUCCUCGCUAUGUCCUCUUGCCGUCCGUGUCUGCAAGGCGUGAAGCCUUCGAUGAAUAUUGUCGCGAGCGCGCCAGAGAGCUGCGCCAGACCCAAGUCAAGAAGGAGAAGGAAGACCCUAAAGAAGAUUUUGAACGCUUGCUGCGUGAAGAGGUCACCUCCACUCGUACCAGCUGGACAGACUUUCGUCGCAAGUGGAAGAAGGACAGGCGCUUUUACGGCUGGGGGAGAGAUGAGCGAGAACGGGAAAGGCGCUUCAGGGAUUUCCUCAAGGAGCUUGGAGAGAAAAAGCGCAUGGCCGCUCAGAAAGCCGAGGUGGACUUUUUCACAUUACUGCGCGAGAGAGAUGCAGUCAAGAUCAGUACACAGUGGAAGGACGUCAAGCGCCAUGUAUCCAACGAUCCUCGUUACGACGCCGUGGGGUCGUCUUCUCUACGCGAGGAACUAUUUCAUACGUAUCUCAAAGCAAACGAGACGGCUGCUGUCCAGGAGACGUCCACACAGGUGGACAUCAAUGGUCCGGCGGCGCCGGCUGAGGACGCGAUGAGCAAGGAGCACACGCGCCAGGAGCGCCAGGAGCGUGCAGUGCGAGAGCGCGAGGAGAAGAUCCGUGCUGAGCGGAAUCGUGUCGAGGCCGACAUACACAAGUCCAAGAUGGGCUUGACUCGCGAGGAAGGGGAGCUCCAGUUCAGGACAUUACUAACGGACGCCAUCCGGGACCCACAGGCCUCUUGGGAGUCGUCAUUGGAUGAACUCGAGACAGAUCCGCGCUUCACGGGAUCUCCACUGCCUAUGAACCAACAACAGCAUCUCUUCCACGAACACGUCAACAGCCUACGUUCCAAGCAAACUCAGGCUUUGUAUGGGCUAUUCGAAGCUCACGCGCCCGGUCUCGCUACUCGCUUCUCCGAACUGCCUUUGCCCUCCCUCUUGGCUUCACCGCCCGCGGUUAAACUUGGUUCUGAUCCGCACCGCCUUCAAGAUCUGUUCGAGAGUUGGCAGCGUGAGCGUAACAGCGCCGCUCGUCAUGCCUUCGACGAGAUGCUGCGCGAGAAUGCUUUUGUAGACUUCUGGGGACGACUCAGAAAAGCUGGCGGCGAGGGCGCCGAUGAGGGGAUUCAAUGGGACGAGGACGGUAUGGGCGAGGAUGAAGGCGAAGGAGGUGGGGGGAAGGUGGAUAUGAAGAAAUUGGCCCACAAGGUCGACUUGACCGAUGUGGUCAAGGUACUCAAGAAUGACAAACGAUACCUCGUAUUUGACCACGUUCCGGAGCAACGCGAGCGCUGGCUGCGUGAUUAUCUAUCAGGGCUAUCAGCACCGAAGCUCUCUGUUCACGUCGGCGACUCAUGA
Peniophora sp. CBMAI 1063 is the source of this 2136-nucleotide messenger RNA. The record is from the annotation of a GenBank genome assembly. Lineage: Eukaryota; Fungi; Basidiomycota; Agaricomycetes; Russulales; Peniophoraceae.